GGAACACAAGUCAGGGGUCGUCCCCCCCCCAGCAGCCCGGGGGCUGGACGGCCGGUGUGACCGCUUUUAAAUUGGUUCAGUUAAUUCAGUUGCCAGCUGGUUUAGCUCUUUAAAUGCUGAGAGAAUAAAAAUCCACAGAAUCCGCAGCGCUCCUAGACACGAACUGAACAGACCCCACUGGUACUAUUGUCCCAGAACACUGUCAGCACUGCUAAAAGGACAUGUCCUCAAUGAUAAUAAGAAAGCGGAGCGAAUGUAGUGGAGGAUCUAUGAGCAUUUAGUUGGAUCGCAGCAGUUACACGUGUCAGCCGCCCGUCGACACAGUAUGGGAGCGCGCUGCGCACGCCCUAUUUUAAAUCUGAAGACUCCUGACGUCCUUGCGGGCGCGUUCCCGUCCGCGCACUCUUCCAUGCGUGCGCGCCCCCGCCGAUCUUUAAUCAGCCUUCGCAUGCGCGCCCCCAUCGCGCCUUGUUGGCUCUCACACAAAAGCGGAGACCGAGAAAGAUGGUGGCGAGCGUAAGGGUGCAGAAGCUACUCCGCCGUUACAAACUGGCGAUUGCCGCCGCUCUGACAAUCCUUCUCGUUCAGGGACUUGUGGUGUGGAGUCUCAGGAGCCUGGAGGAAGGGGAGAAAGCGGAGAGGAGGUCGAAGCUGCCCGACAAUGGUCAGGAUCCCAAGAAGGAGCGUUUGGGCAGUGAUUGGCAGAACAGGCUUUCCAGGAAGAAUCGGAGUCGAUGGAAACCGGGGAUAGAGGGGCCGGGGGGCACGGCCGCCAGUGCCUUCCGGCGGAGCACUCAGCGCCGUAGGCCCCCUGCCAGCCUCCGGAGCUCUCAGGGGCAGGGGGGCACAGCAGAGGGGGUGCCCUACGACCCCUCCAGCAGCCGCAAUUUUACCGAUCUCAAGGGGGAGGGGCGCUUCCUCACGGCGCAGCACGGCGACACGGGCAGCGUGGAGGGCGCCCCCCAGGCCCCCAGCAGCGACUUCGUACCCAAGUGUGAGAUCACGGGCAAGGACGCCCUCUCAGCCCUCGGCCGUGCCAGCUCGCGCCAGUGCCGCCAGGAGAUCGCCAACAUAGUCUGCCUGCAUCAGGCCGGAAAGCUGAUGCCUGAAUCGGUCCCACAGUAUUGCCAGCAGUACGGCCUGUCCAGCCCCAUACUGCAGUGGGAGGACAUUGACACAGACCUGUCCAAGGUGGACAACCCGGUCAGGAUAGCCUUCAUGCUUGUAGUCCAUGGGCGCGCUGUUCGACAGCUGAAACGGCUCAUUAAAGCCAUUUAUCAUCAAGAUCACUUUUACUAUAUCCAUGUUGACAAGCGUUCUCAUUACCUGCAUCGUGAAGUGCAGCAGAUUGCCACGCAGUACCCCAACAUCCGGGUCACGCCUUGGCGUAUGGUGACGAUCUGGGGAGGCGCCAGCCUGCUGAAGACCUACCUGUGCAGUAUGCAGGACCUCCUGAGCAUGACGGACUGGAAUUGGGACUUCUUUAUCAACCUGAGUGCCACAGAUUUCCCCACAAGGACCAAUGAUGAACUGGUGGCUUUCCUGUCCAAAUACCGAGAUAAGAACUUCCUGAAGUCGCAUGGCAGGGAAAAUGCAAGGUUUAUAAAGAAGCAGGGGCUGGACCGCCUGUUCCAUGAGUGCGAGUCUCACAUGUGGCGGCUGGGGGAGCGACAGAUCCCCCAGGGUCUGGAGGUGUCCGGGGGCUCCGACUGGUUCUCUCUGACACGCAAGUUUGUGGAAUACGUCAUCAAUUCCCAGGAUGAGCUGGUGUCCAGUCUGAAGCAGUUCUACACCUAUGCCCUCUUGCCUGCAGAGUCUUUCUACCACACGGUGCUUGGCAACAGUCACAUGUGCGAGACCCUAGUGGACAACAACCUGCGUGUCACCAACUGGAACCGCAAGCUGGGCUGCAAGUGUCAGUACAAGCACAUUGUGGACUGGUGCGGCUGCUCCCCCAAUGACUUCAAGCCCGCAGACCUCAUUCGCAUCCAGCAGCUGACCAGGCCUACAUUCUUCGCUCGGAAAUUCGAAUCGACUGUGAACCAGGAAGCCAUCGACAUCCUGGACACGCACCUCUAUGGGAACUAUCCUCCUGGCACCCCUGCACUGAAGGCCUACUGGGAGAACCUGUUCGACAAGAUGGAUGGGGUGAGCUCCCUGAGCGAUGUGGCCCUCACCACCUACUCCUCCUUCUUCAGACUGGGCCUGCGCAGCCUGGGAGCCUCGCAGGGCAGCAACAGCAAGUGCAGGUAUGAGCCCAUUGGUUACCCGGUCUCGGUCAACCUGUAUUUCUAUGACGACCGUUUCCAGGGUUACCUGGUGAUGCAGGAGGUGCAGAGUGCAGGGACGGGCGAGCGGGAGAUGCUGGAGGUAUGGGCAGUGCCACAGGCCACCCUGCAGCUCAAGGACAACCUGAAGGAGUUUGAGCGGCUGAAGAACCUGGAGGUGGGAACUGACUGGGACCCAAAGGAGAGGAUCUUCCGCAAUUUCGGAGGGGUGCUGGGCCCCAUGGAUGAGCCCGUAGCGGUGCAGAAGUGGGCCCGGGGCCCCAACCUCACGGCCACCAUCGUGUGGAUCGACCCAGCCAACGUGGUGGCCACGUCUUACGACAUCAGCGUGGACGUGGAGGCGGAGUUCACGCAGUACAAGCCUCCGCUGCAGCGGCCCCUGCGGCCCGGCGUCUGGACGCUGCGGGUCCUGAGGCUGUGGGAGCCGGUGGCCGAGGCCCAGUUCCUCGUGACGCCCCUCGCCUUCAAGGGAAGAAAGCCGCUCCGCAAAGGUGAGAGCUGGACCGCUACUUCCAAUUAAGGUUCGAGGGGAAAC
Lepisosteus oculatus (spotted gar) is the source of this 2823-nucleotide messenger RNA. The record is from RefSeq and is a predicted model, not a curated record. Lineage: Eukaryota; Metazoa; Chordata; Actinopteri; Semionotiformes; Lepisosteidae.